ACGUUCACCCACCUGUAGCCUGCAGGCGCUCCAAGCAGUUAGUCGAAGAAAGUUACCCAGGCGGCAGAUUUUUCAUGUCUCACAGUAGAUUUGCCUCACUCGUUGCCUUCGUUUACCAUUCUUACUAGGAACCUAAAGUUGGACACGGGACAUAAUGCCAUUACUGUAUCAACUUAUCGUCUUGUGUUGGCUCCUUGGGAAAGCAUUCAUCACUGUAGCUCAGACCUCACCAGACCCCUCCGCUGUAGCCACCUCCAUUGGGGACGGUAGUCCCUCUGACGUCACCCUGACAUCAGCUGUAGCGACCCCCAGCUUUGAAGGCAGCGCAGACAGCUCAGGCAACCACAACUCGGGCGAUUUUUCUGGAUCAGGAGAAUCCUCCGGCGAUGUCAUUACCACCCCUACCUCCUCAGUCUCAGUCCCACCCCAAUCCACAACUUUAACCUCAUCUGCUGCCACAGAAAGUCCUUACAACACCACGCACCGAUGCACAACCCUUACCCGGGCAACCAGUCAGAGUGUACAAGAAGAUGACACCACCAUCGCCAUAGGGGCCACUGAAGAGGGCCCUACCGUCCCCAUAGAGCUCAAUGACAUGCCCACUGCUGUGAUGUCAUCAGCUGCAGCAACAACCUUCGGUGACCUCGCUGGUUUUUCUGGUUCCACUUUAGGACAGACAGACAUGACAUCUGAACCCACAACAUCUCCCACAGAGGCUACCGAGACACCAUCAUCUUCUACCUCAGAACAGUCUGACAUGUCAUUUGAUCCCACAACAGCCCCCAUUUCCGAGCUUGAAGGAAGCACUCCCACAGAGGUCACUGACAUGUCCACUGCUGAGACGUUAUCGUCAGCAUCAGCCAUCAGUGAUUCUGUUGAGGGCUCUGGUUCCACCUCAGCACAGGCGGACAUGAUAUCUGAGCCCACAGCAACCUCAGUGUCCAAACUGGAAGGUAGUACUCCUACAGAGGUUACUGACGUGUCCACUCUCGAGACAUUGCCAGUCACUGACAUGUCCUCUGCUUUGACGGCAUCAUCAGCACCAGUCAGCGAUAGCCUUGUUGAGUUUACUGGUUCCACCUUAGCACAGACAGGCAUGACAUCUGAACCCACAACAGCCAUGUCUGAACUAGAUGGAAGUACAACUACUGAAAUUUCCAUGCCAUCUGAAACGCCAUUAUCAGCAUCAGCCACCGUUGACAUUGUUGACACGACAUCUGAGCCCACAACAUCCUCCAUGCCCGAACCAGAGCACAGCACUGCAACUAGUUUGGAAACUUCGACAGCCAUGACCGCCGCCGCCGCCUCUUCUUCGACUACUGCAGGCACCACAGUGGACGCUGAGGGAUCGGCCACCAUGGAGUCGUCGUCGACUGACACACCAACGACCGUUCCAGAUAGCCUGACAGAGCUUACCACUGUCCCGGAGCUGGACACGACCGCUGCCGGUGCCACAGAAAGUGCUCCAGAGACCAGCUACAGCAUCACCUCCAGCUCCACCUCCACCUCCAUGGAGACAGGGAGCACGGAGUGGAGCACCACCACAGAUGGCGAUCAAUCUGAUUUUACAGUCACUGGUGGAGUGACUGAAGUGAGCGAAACAACCAUGGGAACAUCUUCUGCUGCUGAAACCACCACAUUGUUUCCUGGCACCUCAGUAACCUCCAGCGCCAGCAUGGCCACCACUACCAUCCAGCCGACAACGGAAAGCUCGACCCUACCCCUAACCACACCCAGUACCACUACCCUCGAGCCGACUACGGACAGCUCGACCACUCCCAGUACCGCUACCAGUAGGAGCUCAAUUACAGAGGUGUCAUCUGCUGAGACCACCACAACGGUGACUGACACAACAGGAAGUGAAACCACCGAAAGUGAGACUACAGCUGUCCCAUCAUCUGAGGGUACAACCAUCAGGUCAACAGAGUCAAUUGGGUCUGUCACCACGCCAACGACAACUACUGUCAUGCCCACAUCUUCAACAAAUGGAUCAAUAGCAGAUCCCUGUUCCUUGUGUCCACCCGGCAGUUUUUGUGUGAACUCCACUUGUCAGUGUUUGACGGGUACCUACCUAGUGGAAGGCAACCCUUCAGUCUGCAUGGAAGCACGCGUUUUCCCUGGGAAAUUGCGAGUAGACAGACAGUUUGAGCCUGAAAUGGCUGACCAGUCAAGCCAGAAGUUCAAAAGCAUUGCAAAGGAAAUCAGACAAGCCUUAAAGACAGCGCUAGACAAACAGGCUGGCUAUAUCGAAUCCAUAGUACUCAGUCUGAGAAAGGGCAGUGUGGUUGCUAUUGUUGAAAACAUAUUUAACAUAGAAUCUAAUGCCACAGAGAACGGUACCACAUUUGCCAUACAUGAGGCUAUUGACAACUGUGAUAACUGUGGAUCCAUUCUAGCCAAAGCAAUGUAUUGGGAGCGUCCUCUGUGUCCUUCGCCCUCUGCUGAUCCCUCUAUCCCCAGCGCAUGCGACCCCGAGACUUCUGUGUGUAGUGCGCAGGGUGGGAUAGUCAAUUGCUCCUGUAAGGCAGGCUACGUCAAUAACAUCUACCACACCAAGUCCUGCCAAGCCUGUCCCAGUGGCCAGAAGGCAGAAGGAGGGAUAUGUGUUUGGUGUCCCUUUGGAUAUGGUGGCUUCAACUGUGACGACUCAUCUCUGCUGGCGGUGGUGGUGAUCUCCUGUGUGCUGGGAGGGGUCCUGCUCAUCCUCAUCCUCGCCCUCCUCCUCUACCACCUCAUCAUGUGCAGGAAAGACCGCGUGAAGCAGCCGAAGACGUGCAGGAGCCCCUACUCCCCGGACGACUUCCGUAGCUCGUGGCCCACACAGGGCGUGAUGCCACUGCCCCGCGCCAUCCCGGAGACCAGCCCCAGCCCCGAGACCAGCCUGGAGAUGAUGGAGGGGGGCAGCACCCACUCCCUUGUCUCCAAGAGGGGUACCAAUGGCUUGAUACCCUUAAAGAAGAUCGGUCGUAAGACGGGCUCGUAUGACGUCACACCUGUGGAUAACCUGGGCACCUUUAAAGGCCAAUCGGCAUCACGCUACUCGUACCUGGUCCAGGGCCACGAGAACCCUUACUUCCUCCCCGGAGACGACAACAGGAGCACAUGGGAUGAACGGACGAUGAUGGAGAGAGCAGAGAACAACUCCACCUAGAGGAGGGAUGGCAGAAGGACUGAAUGGUGGGGAUGUGUGAACUGAAGGGUGGUGGGAUUAUGGACGGGGAGAGAGAGAGAGAGAGAGAGAGAGAGAGCGAGAGAAGAAGAAGAAGAUGAAGAAGAAGAGGAAGAAGAAGAAAGUGAGAGGGAGAGAAAGAAAGUGUGAGUGAGAGAUGUGGGAGGAGAGGAGAAUUAAUAGCCACAAUAAUAAAGCCAUGGAUCAAAUGUCUGUAGAGGGCGGCACACCCUCCCAAAACACGGUAUUUGUACAAUGGGUGUGGGUUGGGGUGUGAGCAUUCUUAUGGGUGUUUGUGUGCAUGUCACUACAAAGUUGUAGUUGAGAUUUGUAAUUAAUUGCUCUU
Messenger RNA from Engraulis encrasicolus (European anchovy), 3515 nucleotides. Its product is annotated as serine-rich adhesin for platelets. NCBI's taxonomy places the organism in Eukaryota, Metazoa, Chordata, Actinopteri, Clupeiformes, Engraulidae. The record is from RefSeq and is a predicted model, not a curated record. The coding region runs from base 155 to 3151 and encodes 998 amino acids. The transcript is spliced from 14 exons.